Molecule: messenger RNA, 1770 nt
Organism: Ipomoea nil (Japanese morning glory)
Lineage: Eukaryota; Viridiplantae; Streptophyta; Magnoliopsida; Solanales; Convolvulaceae
Exons: 2
Coding region: 1-1770 (589 amino acids)
Biological process (GO): DNA integration
Molecular function (GO): nucleic acid binding; RNA-DNA hybrid ribonuclease activity
Source: RefSeq, a predicted model, not a curated record
AUGGUGGGCAAGGUGUUCAAACAAGUCCUCGGCCGCAACCUGCAGGCUUAUGUCGACGACAUGAUUGUGAAGAGCACCGAAGCCAACCUGCAUACGGACGACCUAGCUGAGGUAUUUUCAAUUAUGCAGCGUUGCAAUUUGCAACUGAACCCCAAUAUGUGCACUUUUGGGGUCCACCGGGGGAAGUUCUUGGGGUACAUGGUUUCCAAGAAGGGCAUAGAGCCCAACCCCGACAAAGUUAAAGAUAUCCUGGACAUGGAGCCCCCAAGGUGUCUUCGGGAAGUCCAGCGCCUUAAUGGGCGACUAGCAGCCCUCGGUCGUUUCCUAUCGAGGUCGCCCGAAAGAUCUCUACCGUUUUUUGGAGCCGCGGUCAGCUCCGUGCUGGUCUGGGACGAUGACGGGGUCCAACGACCCGUGUACUACACGAGCCGAGCUUUACGGGGGGCGGAAAUCAGAUACACGCCCGUCGAGAAGGCCCUCUUCGCGGUAGACAUCACCACAAAGAAGGUCGGCUACUACUUUCAGGCCCACCCCGUCCACGUCCUCACCAACCAGUCCCUAGAUGCGGUGCUGAGGACCUCGGGGUCGACCAGCAGGUUGGUCAAGUGGGCCAUGCGGCUGAGCCAGUACGACAUCCAAUUUCGAACCCGUCCAGUCAUCAAGAGGCAGACACUAGCUGACUUCAUAGUCGAGUGCACCGCCCGGGAGGCCACCGAGCAGGUCCGAGACGAAGACGAGGAGUGGUGGACCCUUUCCAUAGACGGAGCUUCGGGACCAAAAUGCUGCGGGGGAGGGGUCGUCCUCAUCACACCCGAGGGGUUCAGAGCCUACUAUGCCCUCCGUUUCGCCUUCAAGCUGUCCAACAACGAAGUCGAGUACGAAGCGCUCCUCGGAGGGCUCCGGCUAGAGCUAAACAUGACGGUCGAGAAACUCAGGAUCCGGUGUGACUCUAGGCUAGUGGUGGGCCAGGUCACGGGAGAGUUCGAGGCAAGUGACAAGAGAAUGAGGAGGUACCAGGAUGUAGUGCUCCAGCUCUUGGGCCAACUAAUAAACUAUGAAGUCCUACAGGUACCUCGGGAUCAAAACACGGAUGCCGACAUGUUGUCCAAGCUCAGCCAAGGGGCCCCGGAGCACAUCUCUAAAAUUUCUCGAGUUGAAGAUUUUGAAAGGUCAAGUCUGGAGUCCUACCCAGUCCUACCUAUACAAGGCCGACCUCCCUGUUGGUUGGAUUAUCUUAAGGAGUACAAGCAAAAAGGUACGCUACCUCCUGAUGAGGUCGACGCCAAGCUAGUGAAGUGGCGUGCCCCCAUAUAUGUCAUCAUGGGGGACACGCUCUAUAAGAGGUCGUACAACGGUGCCCUGCUCCGCUGCUUGUACCCGGACGAAGCCAGGUCGGUCAUGGAAGAAAUCCACAAAAGGACCUGCUCCGCCCACCAAGGCGCCUUCACGAUGGCCUGCCGAGCCAUCUUGCAGGGGUACUUUUGGCCGAGAAUGGCCAAAGAGUGCGCCAACUACGCCAGAAGCUACGAGACAUGCCAGCACUUUCAGGUCGGCCCCGCCCGACCCGCCACGAACUACACCCCGAUAAGCUCGGUCAUCCGCUUCUCCAGGUGGGGAGUGGAUAUAGUCGGAGCUCUACCUAUGGGGUCGGGCAAAAGAAAGUACCUCAUAGUGGCUGUCGAUUACUUUACCAAAUGGGUAGAGGCGAAGCCGCUGGCAAGCAUCACAAGUGCUCGUUGCAAACAGUUUGUCUACCGAGACAUUUUGUGA